AUGUAUAUCGAUCAUCAUUGGUUCCUCUUAUUUUGGUACAUUUUCGGAGAUACAUUCAAUAAUAUCUUUACAUUUGCUGCAAUUGACUAUUCAUUGGUGUGUAAACCAGGCUAUCGAGUAUCGAAAAUACAACGAUCAUCCAAGCAUAAUGGAAAAUUAGGCUCCUUAUUAAUACAGUGUGAACUUAUUGAACAAAAUACACAAUUGAUUAAAUGCAUUCGAUUACAAAGUGUACCUCAAUGUUCCGGUAUAGCAGAAGGUUGUUCCGGGCAGACAUGGCUUGCAGGCUUCAAUUUAUAUGUUAUUGAAGAUUCCACAAGAGUCACAUUGUGGGAUCCAAUAUGUUGUACAUCAAAGAAUACAAUCAUAGAUGCUAAUGCCUGUAUAAAUGAUCGUCUUAAUCAACCGACCGAAAAUUUUGAACAUGAAAUAGCCAAUGACUUGGUCUAUAGAGGAUUGCAGUGUUGGCAUCAAUAUAAUUCCAACAAUACAUUGUUCGAUCUGAUUUGGAAAAUGGAAAUUUGUCCAAUCGGUUCAUCUGUAGGAAAGAUACACAAAUCGCAAGAUUGUCCGGAAUGCGAGUGUGAUUGUGGCAAAUCACAGUGCCCUGACACCAGUUAUCCAUCCAAGCUGAUUCACAAACAUAUUGAAAAUCACUCAUGUCAGUGUCGAUGUGACUGCAUCACUAUCUGCUAA
This is a messenger RNA of Acanthocheilonema viteae, 696 nucleotides long. NCBI's taxonomy places the organism in Eukaryota, Metazoa, Nematoda, Chromadorea, Rhabditida, Onchocercidae. The record is from the annotation of a GenBank genome assembly.